Messenger RNA from Lolium rigidum, 2720 nucleotides. Its product is annotated as UDP-N-acetylmuramoyl-L-alanyl-D-glutamate--2,6-diaminopimelate ligase MurE homolog, chloroplastic-like. NCBI's taxonomy places the organism in Eukaryota, Viridiplantae, Streptophyta, Magnoliopsida, Poales, Poaceae. The transcript is spliced from 5 exons. Gene Ontology annotation, molecular function: ATP binding; acid-amino acid ligase activity. Gene Ontology annotation, cellular component: cytoplasm. The coding region runs from base 1 to 2253 and encodes 750 amino acids. Gene Ontology annotation, biological process: cell division; regulation of cell shape; biosynthetic process. The record is from RefSeq and is a predicted model, not a curated record.
AUGGCCACGGCGCCGCACCUCGCCUUCCACCUCCCAUUCCCCUUCCCUUCCACCUCCCGCCCGCCGCCCAGAACCCUAGCCCCGCCGCCCGCGCGCCGGGCCCCUCUGCGCCUCGCUGCGGGCCGCCGCUUCCGCCCGCCCACCGCCGACGACGAGCCCCCCGAGGCCGCGGAGGACUCGUCCCACGGCCUCAACAGGUACGACCAGCUCGCGCGCCACGUCGAGAGAGCCCGGAAGCGGCAGCAGGCCGACCAGCCGGAGGUCACCGCCGACCACCCGCUCUUCUCCUCCUCCCCUCCCUCCGCCGGGAGCUACGACCCCGACGACGAGUUCUUCGACGAGAUCGACCGCGCCAUCGCGGAGAAGCGGGAGGAGUUCACGCGCCGCGGCCUCAUCAAGCCCACCCCGCCCCCGCCGCCCGAGCUGGACGGCCCCGCCGACGACCUCUCCCCCGAGGAGGCCAUCGACCUCGACGAGAUCCGCAGGCUGCAGGGCCUCAGCGUAGCGACUUCCGCGGCGGACGAAGAGGUGGACGGGGGCGAGCUGCUGCUCGACGACGACGGCUUGCUGCUCCACGACGAUGACGAAGCCUUCGACGUGGCGGACGAGCUCGGCCUAGAGGGGCCGAGGUUGCGGCACCCGGCAUUCCGCAUGACGCUGGCCGAGCUCCUCGACGAGAGCAAGCUGGUCCCGCUAGCGGUGACGGGCGACCAGGACGUCGCGCUCGCGGGGGUGCAGAGCGACGCCCGCCUCGUGUCGGCCGGGGACCUCUUCGUGUGCGUCGGAGACGACGGGCUCGCCGGGCUUACCGAGGCUGACAAGCGCGGCGCCGUCGCCGUGGUGGCCGACCAGGACGUGGACAUCGAGGGCACCCUGGCCUGUCGCGCGCUGGUCAUUGUCGACGACAUCACUGCCGCUCUCCGCGUGCUCCCGGCCUGCCUCUACAGGCGGCCCUCGAAGGACAUGGCUGUCAUUGGGGUCACCGGGACAGACGGCGUCACCACCACCACCCACCUCGUCAAAGCAAUGUACGAAGCAAUGGGUAUAAGGACUGGCAUGGUAGGUGUUCUCGGUGCCUAUGCCUUCGGCAGCAACAAGCUUGAUUCACAACCUGGUGCAUCAGGAGAUCCAAUGGCCGUGCAGAAGCUGAUGGCAACGAUGGUGCACAAUGGCGCUGAAGCUGUUGUGUUGGAGACGACCACUGAUGGGAUGCUGCCGUCAGGCGUGGACAGUGAGAUAGAUUACGAUAUCGCCGUGCUGACCAAUGUUAGGCAUGCCAAUUUGGAGGCUGGGAUGACAUACGAGGAGUACAUGAGCAACAUGGCCACUCUUUUUGCCAGAAUGGUGGACCCUGAGCGCCAUCGUAAGGUGGUAAACAUCGAUGAUCCAAGCGCACCAUUCUUUGCCGCCCAGGGAGGGCACGGUGUCCCUGUGGUGACGUAUUCGUUUGAGAACAAGAAGGCUGACGUGCACACUCUCAAGUACCAGCUUUCCCUGUUUGAGACUGAGGUUCUUGUGCAGACGCCGCACGGAAUCCUUGAAAUCUCCUCUGGGCUGCUAGGGAGGGACAACAUCUAUAACAUCCUUGCAACUGUGGCAGUUGGUGUUGCAGUGGGUGCGCCAUUGGAGGACAUUGUGAAGGGUAUCGAAGAGGUGGAUGCAAUCCCAGGUCGGUGUGAGCUAAUUGACGAGGAGCAAGCCUUUGGGGUGAUCAUCGACCAUGCGAGGACACCAGAAGCUCUGUCAAGGCUUCUUGACUGUGUAAAGGAACUAGGUCCACGCCGUAUUGUCACAGUUGUUGGAUGUUGCGGUGAGAAAGAAAGAGGGAAGAGGCCGAUGAUGACAAAGAUCGCCGCUGAGAAAAGUGAUGUUGUUAUGUUGACAUCCGACAAUCCAGCAAGUGAAGACCCUUUGGAUAUCCUAGACGAUAUGUUGUCUGGCGUAGGAUGGACCAUGGAAGAAUACUUGAAGUAUGGUGCAAAUGAUUAUUACCCGCCCCUACCAAAUGGUCACCGUCUCUUCUUACACGAUAUUAGAAGAGUUGCAGUGCGAGCUGCUGUUGCAAUGGGCGAGCAAGGCGAUGUUGUUGUUGUCACUGGAAAAGGAAAUGAUACUUAUGAGUUGGAAGGCGAUAAGAAGGAGUUUUUUGAUGACAGGGAGGAGUGCCGCGAAGCACUGCAAUACGUUGAUCAAUUGCAUCGAUCUGGAAUAGACACCUCAGAGUUUCCAUGGCGGUUACCAGAAAGCCACUGAUUGUGAUGUACCCAAGAUGUCUGAGCUUCUUUUCCCAGUUAUGAAGCGGCAAUGCAUUCCCAAUUUUGCUAGCAUGAGCUUCUCAAAGAUAGGCUAGCCGAUCGAGCCAGGCAAGAAAUCUGACCCAGCUUGUGCUCAAGGUUCUGACCUUGGUUGCUAACUGCUAACGAAUAAUUAGCUUAUGAUUAUCUUUGAUGAUUACUGGAAAGUAGAUAAAUAGAUGGCCUUGAAAUUUUGUCUGUGAUUAUCAGUGAUGCAGAUUUUUUCCCGGGUGAAAAUCUACAAGCAAAUAGAAGACAUGAGACAUUUAUAAGUGUAGGUUUUUCUGAAUUCUUCUGACAAUAACAGUUGCCCCCUAAUUAACUGUUGAUCCAGCGCCCACUGGAGCUAUUUCGCCUCUUUAACGUACUCUACAUUUAACAUGAAACCAGUCUUCCGAAGAGAGGCGAAAUGGCUCCUGAGAUGAA